AUGGAGACCGUCCGGGACUCAGCCUUCGGGAAACUGGUGCGCAUCUUCAGUGGUCGAAGAUGGCUACGCUACCCCGAGGAGAUCGACACAGGGAUGUGGACCGAGUAUCUGAGAACAGAGAAGCAGGUCAAGGAUGAAGAAGCGGCGGUCUCGGACAGCGACCAGGAGAACCUGGGUCUUUAUACUGUCCUGUCGCAGGCAUCAAGGUCAUCACGUCGCGUGUCGUCUUCAUCGACGGUUCGGAAUGAGGGGGCAGACCGGGUUGAUUCCAGAGCUGAAAUGGUCAUUGACUGGCGAGGACCGGAUGAUCCCGAGAAUCCGCAAAACUGGAGCACGUUCAAGAAACUGGGCGUCAGCAGCCUGAUCUGGCUGCUCACCUUCUCCAUCUACAUCGGUUCGGCCAUCUACACCCCUGGCAUCACGGGUGUUUGCGAGCAAUUCGGGGUGAGCGAAGUGGCUGCGACGCUGGGACUGACCCUUUUCGUGCUGGGAUAUGGCCUGGGUCCUAUGGUCUGGUCUCCCCUGUCGGAACUACCUGCGAUCGGCCGAAGCCCUACCUACGUCCUGACCCUGUUUGUCUUCGUGUUCCUCGAAUUCGCCGUCAUCUACGCCACCAACUUCGGAAUGCUCCUCGCCUUUCGCUUUCUGACCGGCUUCAUCGGCUCGCCCGCCCUGGCCACUGGUGCCGCCUCCAUGGGCGACAUCUGGAACCCCAGGCUGCGCGACUACAUGAUCAUCAUCUGGGGGGCAUUUGCCAUUUCGGCGCCCGUCCUGGGUCCGCUCGUCGGCGGGUUCGCCGCCCAAGCCGAAGGCUGGAAAUGGACCAUCUGGCAGCUCCUCUGGGUUUCCGCGUUCGCCUUCGUCCUCCUCUUCUUCCUCCUCCCGGAGACCUACGCGCCCAACAUCCUCUACCGACGAGCCCGACGCAUCCGCAAGAUCACCGGCAACUCGAGCUACAAAUGCGAAGCCGAGAUCGAGAUCUCCCACGUCAAGCCCAAGGACGUCCUCUUCGAAGCCCUCAUCCGGCCCUUCCAACUCUGCUUCCUCGAACCCAUCGUCUUCAUCAUGAACCUCUACAUCGCCCUAAUCUACGGCAUCCUAUACAUCUGGUUCGAAGCCUUCCCCAUCGUCUUCAGCGAAAUCCACGGCUUCAACACCGGCGAAAGCGGCCUCGCCUUCCUCGGCAUCCUCGUCUCCACCUGCUGCAUCACCAUCCCGUGCUACUUCUACUGGAAAUACAAAUACCAAUCCAAGCACUUCGACGAGAACUGGAACAUCGCCCCGGAGAUGCAACUGCCCCCAGCCUGCGUCGGCUGCUUCGCCCUCCCCAUCUCCCUCUUCUGGUUCGGCUGGACCGGCCAGUUCGCCUCCGUGCACUGGAUCGUCCCCAUCAUCGCGUCGAUGUUUUUUGCUGUUGGUGGCUGUCUCAUCUUCAACUGUAUCUUCUGUUACCAGGCCCAUGCGUAUCCGAAGUUCGCGGCGUCCGUGCUUGCCGGAAAUGACUUCUUGAGAUCCUCGUUCGGGGCUGGGUUUCCGUUGUUUGCGUCCGCCAUGUUUCAUAAUCUGGGGGUCGGGUGGGCGUUUUGGGAAGAGGUUGAGGCUGGCGAGUAA
Aspergillus heteromorphus CBS 117.55 is the source of this 1611-nucleotide messenger RNA. Its product is annotated as MFS transporter. Gene Ontology annotation, molecular function: fluconazole transmembrane transporter activity. The record is from RefSeq and is a predicted model, not a curated record. The transcript has 5 exons. The coding region runs from base 1 to 1611 and encodes 536 amino acids. NCBI's taxonomy places the organism in Eukaryota, Fungi, Ascomycota, Eurotiomycetes, Eurotiales, Aspergillaceae. Gene Ontology annotation, biological process: xenobiotic detoxification by transmembrane export across the plasma membrane.